Phytophthora infestans T30-4 is the source of this 543-nucleotide messenger RNA. RefSeq lists its product as uncharacterized. The coding region runs from base 1 to 543 and encodes 180 amino acids. NCBI's taxonomy places the organism in Eukaryota, Oomycota, Peronosporomycetes, Peronosporales, Peronosporaceae. The record is from RefSeq and is a predicted model, not a curated record. The transcript has 3 exons.
AUGGGCAUGUUUCAGAAGAAGGUGCCGAAUGGAGGCAACGUUCCGGGGGUGGAAGCUAUUGGACACGAACGGGCAGGUGGCGGGCCGAACAAUGACUUCGGUUUGGACUUUAUUGAGGCAAUGUUCAAGUGGAACAAGAAAUUUUGCGAGAAGGACUCGGACGGUGACGGACAAACUAACGGCCAGGAGCUAGGUGAUCCGUGCUGCGAGUUCGAAUUCCGCGCGAACGAGAAAGUGCGAUGGACUGAGGGAGUCUCGCAUCCUGGAGAUCCCGAGCUCAAGUCGGACCCGAAGCUUUGGGAGGGUAUCGUGUGCGGGGCUGACGCAGUAGAACCUGUGGUUACAGAGGAACUGGAACCCGAAGCAACGGAGGCUGAAGCUGCGGAGCCGGAGCUGGCAGCCGGUGCGCCGGCAUUGCAUGCGUCUGUGAUGAUGUCGGCUAUAGCGCUGACGGUUAUGGCCAUCUACGUCGUGGUCAUGCGGUCGGGACGUCGCUCGCGCAGUCUGCCGAUCUUCCGUCAGAAGCGGAGAGGCCCCGUUUAG